Molecule: messenger RNA, 483 nt
Organism: Toxoplasma gondii ME49
Lineage: Eukaryota; Apicomplexa; Conoidasida; Eucoccidiorida; Sarcocystidae
Exons: 1
Coding region: 1-483 (160 amino acids)
Source: RefSeq, a predicted model, not a curated record
AUGUACAGCGCCGUCAGUGGUAUCAGGAAAACGAGUCACGCACACCUCCCUCGUCAGUUCUUCCUUGUUUUUAAUGAUGACAUCAUCCAGAACAGGGCGGUGUGUGCCAUUACCAUUCAGCGCCGCAUGUUUGUGUUCUCUGCGAGUGACGACGAUGCACGAGCUCUGACGUGCAGUAAGCGUUUCGGGUACGUGCCAUUGGCGAGCAGUCAUUUCUGCCGCGAAUUCCGAAGCCAAUGGCAUAUCUGCACGAUGUCCCCCCGUCCGAAUCUCGCAAACAAAACAGAACAUCUCGUAUGUUUAUGGCGAGGCAGCUCCCUGAAAACUGGAAUAUACAAUCUUCGAUGGCGGGCUCACACACGAGGAUUGGCUCGUAUUGCUGCGUACCUGUGCAAGACUGGAGGGAUCCGUUUCCAAAAAGCAGAGAGCUGUCACCAGAGGAAGAAGCCCAGCUGCGCACUGUUGUUUGCCUUCGACUUGUAG